AUGAAGGCCUCCGUCUCUGCUCUUCUCGCCUUUGCCGCUGCCGUUCUCGGCAAGCCCGUCCUCCUCAACUCUGGCUACGCCAUCGAGGAGGGUGUUCCGUUCACCUUCAAGUGGAGCGGCGCUGAAGGCCCGGUCACCCUCACUCUGAUGACGGGCGACCCGUCUAACCUCAAGCCCGUCUACACUAUUGUUUCCGGCGUGACCGACAGCCAGUUCACCUGGACUCCCAGCGACAUCCCCUCGGGCACGUAUGCGGUUCGCAUCUCUGACGAAAGCGGCGAGCCCAACUACAGCACCCAGUUCAGCUAUCUGGGCACUGCCACUGCUUUCCCUAGCCAGACCGUCUCGGAGACGUCGGCUGUGACCACCGCUACUUCCGCGUCUCUGACCACUUUGUCCACCAUUACCACGACAUCGGAGGCUACGGCCACCACCGAGGAGAGCUCCACUACCACCGAGGAGACCACCACCACUGAGACCAGACACUCUACCACUACCACUGGGUCUGCCACAACGACCCGUGUUGAUCCUACGGUCACUCCCGAUAACACCAACGCCGGCCAGCGCUUCGCCUCGCCGCUUGCCCUCGUCCUCGUUACUGUUGCCGCUCUCGUCUUCUUCAACUAG
Molecule: messenger RNA, 627 nt
Organism: Thermochaetoides thermophila DSM 1495
Lineage: Eukaryota; Fungi; Ascomycota; Sordariomycetes; Sordariales; Chaetomiaceae
Exons: 3
Coding region: 1-627 (208 amino acids)
Source: RefSeq, a predicted model, not a curated record